This is a messenger RNA of Limanda limanda (common dab), 1928 nucleotides long. It is a transcript of the gene hibch, whose product is annotated as 3-hydroxyisobutyryl-CoA hydrolase. Gene Ontology annotation, cellular component: mitochondrion. Gene Ontology annotation, biological process: L-valine catabolic process. The transcript has 14 exons. Bases 80 to 1225 code for a protein of 381 amino acids. NCBI's taxonomy places the organism in Eukaryota, Metazoa, Chordata, Actinopteri, Pleuronectiformes, Pleuronectidae. The record is from RefSeq and is a predicted model, not a curated record. Gene Ontology annotation, molecular function: 3-hydroxyisobutyryl-CoA hydrolase activity.
UGAAGUGGAGAGGGCAGUGGAGACGAGCUGUGUUUCCAUCCAGCAGCUUCUGUGGACACGAGACGAGGGACAGACCAUCAUGUCUCUAGCGGUGUUGACCUCCUGCAGACUGAGAUCCCUCUGCAGACUGCAGCGAAUCCAGGGACACAUGAUGUCCAGUCAUGUGGAAGCAGGCGUGCUGCUGGAGAAGGUGGGCCGAGCCGGUGUGAUCACCCUGAACCGACCCAAGGUCCUGAACGCCCUGAACCUGCCCAUGAUCCGACAGAUCUACCCUCAGCUCAAGACGUGGGAGAAUGACACUGACACUGACCUGGUCAUCGUCAAAGGAGCCGGUGGGAAAGCGUUCUGCGCUGGAGGAGACAUCCGAGCGGUGACAGAAGCUGGGAAGGUCGGUGACUCUCUUGCACAGGACUUUUUCCGGGAGGAAUACAUUCUCAACGAUGCUAUAGGAUCAUGCAGAAAGCCGUACAUCGCCCUUAUUGAUGGAAUAACCAUGGGAGGGGGCGUGGGUCUGUCGGUCCACGGACGUUUCCGAGUGGCCACUGAGAAGACGCUGUUUGCCAUGCCGGAGACUGCCAUCGGGCUUUUCCCGGAUGUGGGAGGUGGUUAUUUUCUUCCGAGGCUCCAGGGCCGGUUGGGUCUGUUUCUGGCUCUGACCGGUUUCCGCCUCAGAGGACGUGAUGUGCACAAAGCCGGAGUGGCCACUCACUUUGUUGAGUCUGCGAAGAUCCCCGAGCUGGAGAAGGAGCUGGUGGACUUGAAGUCUCCUUCGGCUGAAGACAUCAGCCGAGUGCUGGACACCUACCAGAACCAGAGUCGUCUGGAUGCUGAGAAGCCUUUUGCUCUGCACAAACACAUGUCUGAUAUUGACAGGUUGUUCAGCUCCAGCAGUGUGGAGGGAAUAAUACAGAAUCUGAAGGCAGACGGUUCUGAGUUUGCUCAGAAACAGGCUCAGACUUUGUCCAAGAUGUCUCCCACGUCCCUGAAGCUCACGUUCAGGCAGCUGCAGGAGGGCGCCGCUCUGAGCCUGCGGGACGUGCUGGUGAUGGAGUAUCGACUGGGCCAGGCCUGCAUGAGGGGCUGUGACUUCUAUGAGGGAGUCAGAGCUGUGCUCGUGGACAAGGACCAGAGUCCCAAGUGGAGCCCGUCCACGCUGGAGGAGGUGUCUGAGCAGAGCGUCGAGCAGUGCUUCUCCUCGCUGGGAGACAAGGAUCUGACUUUCUGAUGGCCCGUCAGCCAGCAGCUGUUUCCCACCUCCGAACACACACACAGACACACACACUCACACACACACACACACACACCACUAAGCCUUCUGUAAACAACCGCUUCCUGUCCUCACAUCCCUGUAUGGCCAUGUGAGAGAACCCUACUACUGAGGAUGGGAGAGGCUGUUAUUUUAGGACGAGUGCACACAUAGAUCUGCAGUGGUUCAACCUUCUACCUUUUUAAAUAGUGGUGACAUUUAACAGAAAAACCUCAGAACAGGCUUGUUCCUCUGCAGCUGAGGAAGAGAAGGUCUGACUCACGCUCAAGGCCAGAAAUGGGAGAUGAAAGUAUGAGAGGUAGCUACACACCAGACGCCAUGUGUAGGACGCACACUGAGAGAAACACUGAGAGAGUUGCUCUGCAGUGGAAGUGGAGUCUUCUCUACAGACGCUGUGGAGCAGUGACUCUUUCUGCUGCAGCCGAGUGAGGACACAGGCAGGAAAAGGGAUCUGACCACUGAGUGCUUCAGGACAUUUCCUGUGGGUGUUGGUUGAUGUGACACAGAUCAGUAUCAUCUGUGUUUCUGCAGAAACGCCACUUACUCUCAUACAGACAAACGUAUUGUCUCCAUUUCACCAGUUCUCCUCAUUUUACAGUAUUUUCUUUGUAGUGGUGCCUGUUUUUAUAAAACGUGAAUAAAAAGGCUCAUCUCUCCCAAA